Bombus pyrosoma is the source of this 1710-nucleotide messenger RNA. It is a transcript of the gene ND-51, whose product is annotated as NADH dehydrogenase [ubiquinone] flavoprotein 1, mitochondrial. Gene Ontology annotation, biological process: mitochondrial electron transport, NADH to ubiquinone. Gene Ontology annotation, molecular function: 4 iron, 4 sulfur cluster binding; FMN binding; NADH dehydrogenase (ubiquinone) activity. The record is from RefSeq and is a predicted model, not a curated record. Lineage: Eukaryota; Metazoa; Arthropoda; Insecta; Hymenoptera; Apidae. Bases 69 to 1478 code for a protein of 469 amino acids. The transcript is spliced from 6 exons.
GGCUGUACUGUGAUCUUCCAAGUAGACAGUUCGAUAUCGCGAAUUUCUGCGAUAUCGCAAACAUCAAGAUGGCUGGCACCAUUGUACGUUGUUUUCAGCUCCCAAGGAGACAAUUGGGUUUCCUUGGGUCACCGUUGAGUAGCCAGCAGCAAAGAACAUUUGCCGAUGCCGCGCCCGAAGGGAAGAAAAAGGGUGGCCCCCUGGCUGACCAGGAUCGUAUCUUCACAAAUUUGUAUGGUAGACAUGAUUGGAGAUUACAGGGUGCUCUGAAAAGGGGAGAUUGGUAUAAGACCAAGGAGAUUAUAGAAAAAGGUGCAGACUGGAUCAUUAAUGAGAUUAAGGUAUCUGGUCUGAGAGGCCGUGGAGGUGCAGGUUUCCCAUCUGGCAUGAAAUGGUCCUUUAUGAACAAGCCCUCUGAUGGAAGACCAAAAUACCUGGUAGUUAACGGUGAUGAGGGUGAGCCUGGCACCUGCAAAGAUCGUGAAAUUCUACGCCACGAUCCUCACAAGCUAGUAGAAGGUUGCUUAAUUGCUGGCCGUGCUAUGGGAGCUUGUGCAGCUUACAUUUAUAUUCGUGGUGAAUUUUAUAACGAAGCGUCAAAUAUGCAAGUCGCCAUUGCAGAAGCUUAUCAGGCAGGCCUGAUUGGCAAGAAUGCUUGUGGCUCUGGCUAUGAUUUUGACAUCUUUGUGCAAAGAGGAGCAGGAGCGUACAUUUGUGGAGAAGAAACUGCCCUCAUUGAGUCCAUCGAAGGAAAACAGGGAAAGCCUAGGCUAAAGCCACCUUUUCCAGCCGAUGUUGGAUUAUUUGGGUGCCCUACCACUGUCACAAAUGUCGAAACCGUCGCUGUUGCCCCUACUAUAUGCCGACGAGGCGGAGCGUGGUUUGCGUCAUUCGGUCGUCCACGCAAUCACGGAACUAAAUUAUUUAACAUCUCGGGACACGUGAACAAUCCAUGCACUGUGGAAGAAGAAAUGUCCAUUCCUCUGAAGGAACUCAUUGAAAGGCAUGCUGGUGGAGUAAUCGGUGGAUGGGAUAAUCUGUUAGGUGUGAUUCCAGGUGGAUCUUCCACUCCGGUCAUUCCCAAAAGCGUAUGCGAUACAGUGUUAUUAGACUUCGAUGAUCUCGUUAGAGUACAGAGCUCAUUUGGUACCGCAGCUGUGAUCGUGAUGAACAAACAGACUGAUAUUAUUAAAGCUAUUACGCGUCUUAUCAGUUUUUAUAAGCACGAAUCUUGCGGUCAGUGCACUCCGUGCCGUGAAGGAAUAAGUUGGAUGUAUAAAAUCAUGAGAAGGUUCGCCCAAGGACAAGCGGAAAUACAUGAGAUAGAUAUGCUAUGGGAGUUGACCAAGCAGAUUGAAAUGCAUACUAUUUGCGCUUUGGCAGAUGGUGCAGCGUGGCCAGUUCAGGGACUGAUCAGACAUUUCAGACCGGAAAUAGAAGCACGUAUUAAAGAACGCAAGCAAGCAGUGUCCAAUUAAAAUAAAGGUAGAGAAACUAGAAAUCAGUGAACGUUUUAGUAUUUAUCCAUCGCGAAAUAGUCGAUUGUAAGAAGUGCGAAUAUAUAUAUAUCUGUAAAAUAUUGUACUUAUUUACAGUAUAUAUAAGUCGAACAAUGCAAAAUGCGAUGUUGUUGAAUUUCCUAUAUAAUUUUGCCGAUGUAAAUCAUUUUCAACUUUCGAUAAUCUAGUAAAUAAAAUAGAUAGAAUGUAA